GAAAAGGAACGACAGCCAAAAAGCAGGAGAGGAAGGACAAGAAGAUAAGGAGAGAAGAGAAAAGAAAGAAAGAUGGCUCGCCGAUCCCAGGGUACCAAACUCCACUUAGCAGUUCUAUGUCUAGUUGUGUCCUGUCAUGCCAUUGGCCUUAGUGACCUAAUGGAGAGAGCUUCCCAGCGAUCAGACAAGCUUCACUCACUCAGCACUUCCCUCAACAAGGACCUGGACUCUCACUUCCCACCAAUGGGACGAGUGAUGAUGCCACGUCCAUCUAUGUGUCACACCUCCUCACUCCAGAUACCCAAGGACAAGGAGCAAGCGCUUAGAGUAUCGGAGAAUGAGCUGAUCUCCCUGGCUCGCUCCCUCCUGCUGGCCUGGAAUGAUCCCCUGCUGCUGCUCUCCUCUGAGGCGCCCACUCUGCCACACCCCUCCAAUGGUGACAUCAGCAGUAAGAUCAGGGAACUGCAGGACUACUCCAAGAGCCUAGGAGACGGACUGGACAUACUGGUCAACAAGAUGGGCCCCUCCUCCCAGUACAUUUCUUUAAUCCCCUUCAAGGGUGGAGACCUCGGCAAUGACAAGACCUCCCGCCUCAUCAACUUCCACUUCCUUAUGUCCUGCUUCCGCAGGGACUCCCACAAAAUCGACAGUUUCCUCAAGGUCCUUCGAUGCCGGGCUACCAAAAUGCGACCAGAAACAUGUUAGGAGAAAAUGUCAGACAUUUUGGUUCGGGAUUGUUCUAUUUUCAAACUGAUACAGAGCCAAAACGGGGUAGCCGUUUGAAGGAGAAUUCAGGGGAUUGGUUGUUAUUAAGUUAGAUUUUGUGACAUCAUGACUAAUGCUCUCUGUCAUCAACAUUACCUGUAGACUAUUCAUAGACUAUACAUUAAAUUCAACACCUGUCAUCUGAACCACAUUUUACCAGUGUAAUAUACAACUCAAGAGGUUUUAUUAUUGUUUAUGUUCUGUAAUGUAUUUCAUCAACAAUAUUCAACCUAAUAUUGGCACUUAUAAUCAUUGAAUAAUCAUCUUCAAUGAUUUAUUUGGAUAACACAAAGCAUUCCUCCAAGUCAUUCUUAGUAGAUACAGAGGUCUAUGUUGAUAGUUGACCAAUGACCAUCAUGAUAACAUUUGAACAUUAGAAUACGAUUUCUCAAGUCACUUAUACUCUACACAAUGUACUGUUUCACUAAAUACAAAAUAAAAUCUUUUUUGCAUUAUAAAACAUGAA
Molecule: messenger RNA, 1231 nt
Organism: Oncorhynchus tshawytscha (Chinook salmon)
Lineage: Eukaryota; Metazoa; Chordata; Actinopteri; Salmoniformes; Salmonidae
Product: prolactin-2
Exons: 5
Coding region: 73-705 (210 amino acids)
Biological process (GO): positive regulation of receptor signaling pathway via JAK-STAT; positive regulation of cell population proliferation; response to nutrient levels
Cellular component (GO): extracellular region
Molecular function (GO): hormone activity
Source: RefSeq, a predicted model, not a curated record